ACCAGGUCCUUGACGUAGCCGAAACAAUAUCCCGCGGUCGUAAUCUGCUCGGGAUGUGGAGAUCUGGGGUGCAGAUGCGGAGAAUCUGGGGAAGAUGGAAAGCUGGCUAGCCCAGGACAACGUCAACCAGACCUCACCCGAACUCAUUCAAAACAUCAGCGCAUUGUCCAUCCAAACAGCAGCUACUGGGUAUUGACAAACCCACCCUUAGAGUGACCAUACUUGUCACUACGGUGGUCAGAGCCGAAGUCAUGUCAUCACAGACGACCCAUCAAAAAGACGCCAUGAGCACCAUCGAGGACAUCGAAGCGAGCCAGGAAAUUGAGCAUCACCGGGCGCGUGGGACUGUGAAGCUCCUGGAUGACAAUACAGUCAUUCUCAUUCCAACUCCAAGCCCCGAUCCUAAAGAUCCACUAAACCUACCUAAAUGGCACAAGUUCACAAUUGUUUUCAUUGUAGCAGUCUAUGGCGCCUUCUCUGUCCUCUGCACCUCAGCUUUGGGGGCUGUUGCACCGGUCCUUAUACAUUUGUACCCUCCAGAGGACGCAGAAAGAGCCACGGACCUCCUGACGUAUCCGACUUUGUUCAUGGGCAUCGGUAACUUGAUAUCGAUGCCUUUAUGUGAAGCUAUUGGCCGACGGCCAGUCUUCCUGGCAACUUUGGUGCUUUGCAUUGCAUCUUCCAUCUGGUGUGCAAACGCGAAGACGCUCAGCAGUCAUAUUGCUGGGCGUAAUGUGUUCAGUCUGGCUGCGGGACAGAGCGAGGCAUUGGCACCCAUGAUCGUCCAGGAGAUAUUCUUCCUCCAUGAACGCGGCCGAGGUCUUGCGUGGUUUGUCGGUAUCGAAAAUGUCAUUGUCGCAGUCAUGUUCUAUGCCACUACAGUCAUCAUACCAAACCCACAAUUGGGGUUGAAGUGGUGGUAUGGAAUUAUCGCAAUCAUCAACGCGGCACUACUUACCCUUGCAUACGUUUUUCUUUAUGAAUCGAAGUACAACCGGCCGUCCGAUGCUGAAUCGGGAGAAGUGCAUCUGAGAUUCAAUGACAACGGAGAAGUUGACAAGCAAGGACAACAAGAGGCCAUAUUCCGUGUCACGACAGCUCAGACCCAUCGAAUUGACGAGGGUACUUGGGGGCCGCGUACUUGGAAACAUUCUUUGAAAUUGAUCAGUAACAAACCUAACUGGUGGGCGACAGUUCGUUUUUACAAGGAAACCGGACAGGGCCUUCUGAUUCCCACUCUCUUAUGGCUUUUAUUACUCAACGGAGCAUACCUUGGAGUGUACGUCUACCAUGCGUCGACAUUCGCUCAAAUUCUCGCACAGCCACCCUACCUAUUCAAAAACCAAUGGCUUGGACUUAUACAAUUGAGCCAGGUUGUGGCUGCGACGCUGGUAGUACCUCUCCUAGGAUACGGCUCUGACAUCAUCGUCAAAAUGAUGAGUCGAAGGCACAAAGGAGUAUACGAACCAGAAUUCCGCCUCAUCAGCCUGGCUGUGCCUGUUGCAUUGAUGAUCAUGGCGUGCGUCAUCUACGGCCGUGCAGCAGAGGAGCAUUGGCAUUGGGCGGCCAUCGCACUUACGUAUCAUAUUGGGUUCUUUGCUUUCAAUGGGGCUAAUCUGGUUGCCAUCACCUACCUGGUCGACUCGUUUCCAAGCAAAGCAGGUCCUCUGCUCCUACUGGUAUGCGCAGGACGAGGCUUUAUCUCUUUCGGAUUGAGUUACUCAACUGUGCCCGCAGUCCAGGUACUUGGAUACAAAACCUCCAUGAACAUUUUUGCCAUCGUUUGCGGUGUCCUUGGCGGCAUUGCAAUCCCAGCAUACUUCUUUGGCAAGAGAGUUCGAGAGACCGCUACCAGACUCAUUUGGAAGCUCUGAAGGGGGAGUUUAGUUAAUUCUAGUUUGCACAAUCUGUAGGGUUGAACUAACAACUUUGUCAUCGAAGGAUUCUGAUGUAGGAUAGAUACUCUGAGUAAGAGCAUGUCUGUAAAUGAGUUCAAAGGCUUUAAGACUUUUCGUUUUAUAGAGGAAUCAUUUUGUCUUACGUCCAUCACUUCUAUGCAAUGGCUUUUCCAAGUUGUCGAUUAAUGACAGUUCUGGACAUCUAUAUACUGGAGAAAACUCAGAAAAGUGCUCACCAUUUCGUUCGUCU
Molecule: messenger RNA, 2148 nt
Organism: Boeremia exigua
Lineage: Eukaryota; Fungi; Ascomycota; Dothideomycetes; Pleosporales; Didymellaceae
Product: major facilitator superfamily transporter
Exons: 5
Coding region: 252-1874 (540 amino acids)
Biological process (GO): transmembrane transport
Molecular function (GO): transmembrane transporter activity
Source: RefSeq, a predicted model, not a curated record